GGGGCGAGCCUGUGGCAGCAGAGGCCAGCGUGACAUUGCAGCACCCUGAGGCGUGCCGUGUGUUCUCCUGGGUAAGUUGUCCCUGGAUCACGGGACCCUGGCAGUGGUGGUCUGCACAGGCUCCCGGAGGGGAGGUGUGGAUAGUGACCUGUGGUCACACUCAGGCUUCUUGGUGGCUGCAGCAGCAGCCUUAGCGUCUCAUGCCCAUCUCUGAGGUUCGCGUUGAUAGCCGCGGCUCACGCGCGUCUCUGGAGCUCCUUUAAGCAGCGCUCUUAAUCCCCUCUCCUCGCGCACUGGGAAACACAGAGGCAAGAAAAAGUUUCUUGCCUCUUUGGCAGCUCCAGACUUUUUCCCGGACUCCCUCCCGGCUAGCCGUGGUGCACUAACGCCUUCAGGCUGCGUUCACACCGCCAACCCCAGUCCUCUCCCUGUGAUUCAACCGAAGGCCGAGCCUCAGCUCCCAGCCCCCGCCUGCCCCGGCGGGUGAGCAGACAAGCCUCUCGGACUGGUACGCGGGGGAGUUCCUUGCCUUUUGGGAGGUCUGAGGUCUUCUGCCAGCGUUCAGUAGGUGUUCUAUACUAGCAGUUCCACGUGUAGAUGUAUUUCUGAUGUAUCUGUGGGGAGGAAGGUGAUCUCCGCAUCCUACUCUUCCGCCAUCUUCCUGAACUCCCUACCUGUCUUUUUGUUUAAAGAAAAGUAUUGACUAUCAUGAGCCCCAAGCAUAAAAAACAUGAAAAGUAAUUCUCUACAGCCUGUUCAGCAGAUUACCUCCUCUUUUGGAGGCUGAUACACUUAAGGAUGACAAGUCAAAUUUGUGAGCCUGCUGGAUGAAGAGGUUGAUUCCAUUAACGUACUGUCACAUCUCUCUGAAGUACCUCAGGUAGGUCGCCGACUGCGUUCGGCUCCAGGAGAUCCUUCCCCAGUGAGCGUACCCAGAACAAGAAGCAAACUGAAUCCCGCCUGCCUCGAAAAAGAACUGUUGAAUCUCAAGCAGCGGAGACGUACAUAGAGCUCAUUGGAGCCAAUACUUUUCUUUGCAUGGGAAGAAACUGAGGACGUCUCAUCCAAGGCCAAGCUGCUUAAAGACUGGGUGGAGACCCACACCCAUCCCUCAGCUUCCGCCCGCCGGACGAGUCUCGCCUCCUCCCUCGCCGGAAGUGGCGGAUGGAGCCCCGGCUCUCCUUCGCGUCCGCUGAUGCGAUUCAAGCUGGGGAAGAAGGGUGUGCCGGGAGGGCGGAGACGGGGUGCAACUGAGGGUGAUCUUCCAAUCUUGCUUAUCGAUGAAAUGCAGUUAACACAUCAGCUGGACCUGUUUCCUGAAUACAGGGUGACCCUUCUGUUAUUUAAAGAUGUAAAAAAUGCUGGACACUUGAGAGAAAAGGCCAUGGAAGGUGCCAUUGAUGGCUCAUUAAUAAAUCCUACAGUGAUUGUCGAUCCAUUUCAGAUACUUGUGGCAGCAAACAAAGCAGUUCACCUCUACAAACUGGGAAAAAUGAAGACAAGAACUCUAUCUACUGAAAUUAUUUUCAAUCUUUCCCCAAGUAACAAUAUUUCAGAGGCCUUGAAAAAAUUUGGUAUCUCGGCAAAUGACACUUCAGUUCUGAUUGCUUAUAUUGAAGAGGGAGAAAAACAAAUAAAUCAAGAAUACCUAAUAUCUCAGGUAGAAGGUCAUCAAGUUUCUCUCAAAAAUCUCCCUGAAAUAACAAAUAUUAUGGAAGUCAAAAAGAUAUAUAAACUAUCUUCACAAGAAGAAAGUAUUGGGACAUCAUUGGAUGGUAUAAUUUGUAGAAUGUCAACAAAAGAUGUUUUGUGAAAUGACAGAAAUAUUAAAAAUUGUCAGCAAUUAUACAAAA
This is a messenger RNA of Physeter macrocephalus (sperm whale), 1853 nucleotides long. Its product is annotated as EKC/KEOPS complex subunit TPRKB. The record is from RefSeq and is a predicted model, not a curated record. Lineage: Eukaryota; Metazoa; Chordata; Mammalia; Artiodactyla; Physeteridae. The transcript has 6 exons. Gene Ontology annotation, cellular component: nucleus; EKC/KEOPS complex; cytosol. Gene Ontology annotation, biological process: tRNA threonylcarbamoyladenosine modification. The coding region runs from base 1196 to 1813 and encodes 205 amino acids.